GGUACUUAAGGCGGAGGCCGGCCCGGGGCUGCACUCUCCGGCGUCUGAGCAGCUCGCGGGACUGUCUUUCCUUCGCGUCCUCGCCGCACCCGUCGGAUCCUUUCUCCAAGAAGAAAAAAAUGGCAUCCGUUGCAGUCGAUCCACAAUUGAGCGUGGUGACCAGGGUCGCCAACCUACCCUUGGUGAGCUCCACCUACGAUCUCUUGUCCUCUGUGUACGUCAGCACAAAGGAUCAUCAUCCCUACUUGAAGUCUGUGUGUGAGAUGGCAGAGAAGGGUGUGAAGACCGUGACCUCCGUGGCCUUAACUGGUGCUCUGCCCCUCAUCCAGAAACUCGAGCCACAGAUUGCUGUUGCUAAUACCUAUGCUUGUAAGGGGCUAGACAGAAUUGAGGAGAAGUUGCCUAUUCUGAAUCAGCCAACAACCCAGGUUGUUGCCACUGCCAAAGGUGCUGUGAUUGGGGCUAGAGAUGCUGUGACGACUACCGUGACUGGAGCCAAGGACUCUGUGGCCAGCACGAUCACAGGGGUAGUGGAUAAGACCAAAGGAGCAGUGACUGGCAGCAUGGAGAAAACCAAGUCCAUGGUCAAUGGCAGCAUUAACACAGUCUUGGGCAGUCGGAUGAUGCAGUUUGUGAGCACUGGGAUGGAAAAUGCGCUCACCAAAUCAGAACUACUGGUGGACCAGUACCUCCCCCUCACUGAGGAAGAGCUAGAAAAAGAAGCCAAAAAAGUUGAAGGAUUUGAUACGGUUCAGAAGCCAAGUUAUUACGUUAGGUUAGGAUCCCUGUCUGCCAAGCUCCGCUCACGUGCCUACCAGCAGGCUCUUGACAGGGUUAAAGAAGCUAAGCAGAAAAGCCAAGAGACCAUUUCUCAGCUCCAUUCAACCAUUCACCUGAUUGAAUUUGCCAGGAAGAACGUGCAUAGUGCCAACCAGAAAAUCCAGGAUGCCCAGGAUAAGCUCUAUCUCUCGUGGGUGGAGUGGAAGAGAAACAUUGGCCAUGAUGAUACUGACGAGUCUCACUGUGCUGAGCACAUUGAGUCACGUACUCUUAUUAUUGCCCGCAACUUGACUCAGCAGCUGCAGACCACGUGCCACAGCCUCCUGUCCAACAUCCAAGGACUGCCACAGAACAUCCAGGAUCAGGCCAACCACUUGGGAGUGAUGGCAGGUGACCUCUACUCCGUGUUUUACAACGCUGCCUCCUUGAAGGAAGUGUCUGACAGCAUCCUCAUUUCUAGCAAGGGGCAGCUGCAGAAAAUGAAGGAAUCUUUAGAUGAUGUGAUGGAUUACCUUGUUAACAACACGCCCCUCAACUGGCUGGUAGGUCCCUUUUAUCCUCAGCUGACUGAAUCUCGGGAUGCUCAGGCCCAAGUUACAGAGAUGUGCAACAUCAGCCAGGAGGCGCAGCCAUCUGAGCACAAAACUCAAUGAAUCUAUUGCUGUCACCAGCGCACGAGGCAGCCUUUUCAUAUGUCAAAAUUAACCUGCCAGACAGCACUACAUUGGGGAAAACUAGUCGGCUAGAAAACACGGGGCCUAUCACUGUAGUAGUAAUUUCCAGCUUUUUCACAAUUUCUGUAUAUGCAGAUGAGUUCUAUGUACCCAUUGGUAACAAUGGAAAUGAUAAAUUUGUCAGUGCCUAGCCAGAACUCAUCAACAGUUCAAGUGUACUUUGAUCUCAUUCUGUGGCCAUUUUGUUGGUGCUGUUACUGUUUCUAUUGAAUAAAAACGUUUCCAUAGGGCUGUGGUAUGAACGGGCAUCUGUUCCAGUACAACCUGAGCAGGUCUUGUCACAGGGUAUCUUAUGAUGCAUGCUUGUACAAUUUGAUUGAACUCUAUUCCUUAGAAGGGAUGCUACUUUUGAAUCAAUAAAACUCAUUGUAGAUCA
Messenger RNA from Ochotona curzoniae (black-lipped pika), 1890 nucleotides. It is a transcript of the gene PLIN2, whose product is annotated as perilipin 2. Gene Ontology annotation, cellular component: lipid droplet; cytosol. The transcript is spliced from 8 exons. The record is from RefSeq and is a predicted model, not a curated record. NCBI's taxonomy places the organism in Eukaryota, Metazoa, Chordata, Mammalia, Lagomorpha, Ochotonidae. The coding region runs from base 120 to 1433 and encodes 437 amino acids. Gene Ontology annotation, biological process: positive regulation of triglyceride storage; lipid storage.